AUGAAGUACGUGCAACUCGGUACUAGCGGCCUGCGCAUCGCGCCCAUCGGCGUAGGCUGCAUGAGCUUCGGAGCCCACCGAGCGCCCAACGAAUGGUCUCUCCAGGAAGACGAAGCUCUCCCCGUGCUGGACCACUGCUACCGCUCGGGUCUCAAUUUCUUCGACACGGCAAACGUAUACUCAGCUGGGUCCUCGGAAGAGAUCCUCGGCAAAGCCAUCAAGAAAUACGGCUGGAUCCGCGAAAGCAUCGUCGUCGCCACCAAAGUCAACUUCCCCGUCGGGCGCAACGGCGAGAAACCCAUUGGCUGGGCGAACGACCAGCGCGACAACGGCGGCUACCUGAACCAGUACGGCCUGAGCCGGAAACACAUCUUCGACAGCGUGGAUGCGAGUCUGCGCCGCCUGGACCUGAGAUAUAUCGACCUGCUCCAGAUCCACCGGUUCGAUCCUAACACGCCGAUCAAGGAGACGAUGGAGGCGCUGCAUGAUGUCGUCAAGUCUGGGAAAGUGCGCUACAUCGGCGCGAGCUCGAUGUGGGCGCACCAGCUUUUGGAGAUGCAGUACACGGCGCGCAUGAAUGGGUGGACGGAAUUCAUCUCCAUGCAGAAUAUGUAUAAUCCCAUCUACCGCGAAGAAGAGCGGGAGAUGUUCCCCGCGUGCCUGAAGUUCGGCAUGGGUGGUGUGCCCUGGAGCCCGCUCGCCGCGGGGUUUCUGGGCCGGCCGUGGAAGACGUGGGCGGAUACCACUCGCGGCAGCGGAUGGAGCGAGAGGCCGUUUAGCGAGGCGGAUAAGAGGAUCAACGAGAAGAUCGAGGAGAUUGCGUCUCGGCGCGGAGUGAGCAUGGCGAUUGUGGCUAUUGCGUGGUGUUUGUCGAAGCCGUUUAUUACGGCGCCGAUUCUGGGGCUGGGGAAGAAGGAGCGCGUUGAUGAGGCGAUCAAGGCUACUGAGUUUGAGUUGAGUGAGGAGGAGAUCAAGAGUAUUGAGGAGCUGUAUCAGCCGAAGCAGGUGGUGGGACAUAAAUGA
Messenger RNA from Penicillium lagena, 1023 nucleotides. RefSeq names its product aldo/keto reductase. The coding region runs from base 1 to 1023 and encodes 340 amino acids. The record is from RefSeq and is a predicted model, not a curated record. The transcript has a single exon. NCBI's taxonomy places the organism in Eukaryota, Fungi, Ascomycota, Eurotiomycetes, Eurotiales, Aspergillaceae.